UUUUUCUCUAAAGUUUUUUUUUUUUUUGUGGCAAACAUCUCUCUCUCUCUAAAGUAAACAUAGCAAAAAAAGCAAGAAAUUAGAGGUGGCUAUGAGGCACAUUUGUUUACCUAAGUGGGUUCUACUUUCCCGCCUGAAUGUUAUGUUUACAUUAUGAUUUUUUUUUAAUUUUUAUUUAAAUUCAUAAUCUAAAUACAAUUUAAAUGAUUUUACGGUGGUGCUUGGUAAGUGGUUUUGGCGCUAAAAUAGUCAUAAAAAAUAAAAUAGAUUAUUUUAGCCAUAACAAACAAAACAUCACAUCUAACCUAUAAUCAUUACACUAUUUUCUCACAAAAAAAGUCAAAAAAGCCAAAAUGCCCUUCCCGAACUAAACUUUUUAGCCCAAGCUAAAAUAGUCAAAAAAAAGUCAAAAAGUCAAAAAGCCAAUCCACUACCCAAACGGAGGCGACAGAUUGCAAAAGGAUGGGAGGAAACAGCCGGAGAAAGUGUCAAAUGGAAAAGAAACAUAAAGAGUGUGAAGAGGGAGACCGAAGAAGAAGAGGAAUGAAGAUUGAUUCAAGAAACUAGAAAGAGAAAAUGAAGCUGGCAAGAGUAUUCAUCAAAUCCACUGCUGCUGUAUACUUCUCCUUGCUUGGAUUGCUAGUUGGUUUCAUUCAAAUUAGUCAGGGUGCAGCUGAGUCCCCAUUCAAAAUCCACCCCAUGAGCAUGCUAGCUUCCUUGAUGUCAGCAUGCAUCUACAGCUUGGCCCUUGUGUUGAAAGAAUUUGUUGAACUUGAAGGCCAGCAAAUUAUCAGUGAAAACUAUGCUCGAAUCUUUUUCUAUGUUACUCUGAUCGUUGCAGGUCUCGCACCGGCCUCGCUUGUCUCCGUCUUGGUCCCAGAUUGGCUCAUUUGGCUUCCAUAUGGCAUCUGGUUCAUUUUCUCUGUCAUUGUUGUUCGCUUAAAGGCAUGGGACUUGUUCACAGGCUUCCUCCCAGCCCAGAUUGCUGGUCCUGAUAAUGAAAAUUAAAUGGAAUUAAUAUGUAGUGUGUAUGUAUGUAUGUUUAAUAAUGAGCUACAUGUUUAAUAGUGUGUUAGAUUAAAGGAGUGUGGAGUUUGUUAUGCUAGGUUUGUGAUACCUGCUUUUCAAUUUCUGUGUGAGUUUGUUAUGCUUAAUUUGUAUGACACAUGCAUUUCUUUAAUGUUAUGAACUUUUGUGAGAUAUAUAUAUAUAUAUA
Camellia sinensis is the source of this 1216-nucleotide messenger RNA. NCBI's taxonomy places the organism in Eukaryota, Viridiplantae, Streptophyta, Magnoliopsida, Ericales, Theaceae. The record is from RefSeq and is a predicted model, not a curated record.